Lates calcarifer (barramundi perch) is the source of this 4876-nucleotide messenger RNA. RefSeq names its product protein tyrosine phosphatase receptor type C (gene ptprc). NCBI's taxonomy places the organism in Eukaryota, Metazoa, Chordata, Actinopteri, Centropomidae. Gene Ontology annotation, molecular function: protein binding; protein tyrosine phosphatase activity. Gene Ontology annotation, biological process: positive regulation of peptidyl-tyrosine phosphorylation; negative regulation of protein kinase activity; protein dephosphorylation. The transcript is spliced from 32 exons. The record is from RefSeq and is a predicted model, not a curated record. The coding region runs from base 259 to 4350 and encodes 1363 amino acids.
GUGUGACAUCACUCCCACUUGCUCGACUUGAAACCAGAGGCGAGGUUUAGGGUUUGGGGAACAAGUCCAGGAAGCUGUGUCAACCGAUAAGACAGAAACAUAUGAGGCAUAAAAUAAGACAACGUUUAGACUUAUUUCUCUCUUAGAAUUUAGUUAGAAUUAAAAAUAUAGUUUUAAUUUGGCGUGAUUAUCUGCUUCUUGGUGCCCAUUAGGACUAUACUGUAUGGUGUGUGGCCAUACACACCCUAACCCCUGGAUAUGGCAGGUCUCUGUGGUCUCAAGAUCCUGCUGCUCUGGGCCUGCAUCAUCGGAUUGAGCAAAUGUGAAACUGGAAAUGGAAAUGGACCAGACUCUGUUUCAGUCCAGACUAAAAUUCAAACCCCUCACCUCCACACACCACAGCAGUUUCCACUUCACCUUCGCUUUCCACUGUGUCUGUCAUCUCCUCACCUGCAAGCACGGCAGCAAAAUCUACUUCACCCUCAGUACCCAUUGUAUCUAUCACCCCCUCACCUCCACACACCACUGGCAGCAGCUCCUGCCAUGUCUUCAGACACUCCAACUGCUGCCGCCCAACCUCCAUUCAUCUCGUCAGCCCCCACCUCAGUCUCCCCAAAUCAGACAAACAAUUCAACUACCAUGUCUGCCACUCCUACCACACACCCAAACAAAACCAACAUCCAAACAGACUCUGACAACAAGACCUCACCUGCAGUCACCCAGCUCAACACCACAGUGACUCCUACCACCCAAGCUCCUCCAACCACUCCAGCUCCACCUCCACAGUGUUCUUACACUGUAAAAUCCAUCAAGUUUGGCUUCCAGAUUAACAUUACAAGCUCUACCACUGGUAACUACAACAUAACCAUUAAUGAAGAAGGCCGACCAGAUACUGAAAACAAAUCCAUGGUUCAGCACUCCAGUCAAAACUCAUCACAUGAAAUCAAACACCUGAAACCCUGUACUGAAUACGAGCACUCUGUGACAUUCAUUGAUACUAGUGCUGGCAGAGAAAACAUCCACUGUAACAGCACUGAAAAGGAUAAUAAAACAACCAACACAGGUAAAGACGACAUUAAAGAUGCCACCAGCUGCAUCCCUGGAUAUGUUUGUUACCAAACUGAUUGGAACAUCACCUCUUUACAAUCAACACCAAAUAAGAUUCAAGAUGAGCGAUGUGGCAGUAAAACACUCUGUGUCAAACUUGGUUACAAUGACAUUUGCACAGAUUUUACUACAACUAUCACAUCAGAAACCUGUGGAAACUCUUCCUUUAACUUCACCAAAAACAUCUCUAUCGAUUUCUUGAAUGUAAGUGAAAUAAAUCAGACUGCUCCCACUGAACUUCCUGCAAAAAUAAACACAACAUUACCUCCAAACUGUAAAAGCCUCUCCAUUGAUUACAGCUGUCGGGAAAAUGGCAGAGUCAAUGAGUCUAAGACUUUGUCUGAGCUGGAACCUUUCACAGACUACAACUGUACUGGUCAGAUCAAGGACAACGAUGGCACCGUAAAAAAAACCACAGCUCCUGUUCGGUUCAACAUUAAAUGUGAUUUUGAUAUCAACACAAAGAAAAGCUCAACCAAUACAUCCAUUGAGUUGAGUUCGACCACAACCAGUAAGAACUGUCAACAGGUCCCUCAAAACCUUUUAUACAACUGCAGUUGUAGCCGUCAUCCCCCUGGUUACAAGAUUACAGCUAACAACCAUCCACCAGGAGGAACAUGUCAUGUUACUGGACUACAACCAUACACUAAUUACACCUGUGAAGUCCAACCCAUCUAUAACAACAAGAGAGUUCCCAAAUCAAAAUCAUAUUCAGUUACAGAGAAAACUAAGAGUGGAAUACCAGAUCCUGUUACUAACCUGAAGGUGACAGUUCCAGAGCAUAAUGUGAUUCAUGUAAAAUGUGAUCAUUCUAAAAACUCUAAAGGACCUGAAAAUAAAUGCAGAGUGCGACUUAUUACUGGUGGAGUCAUUGUGGAUAAGACUGACACACCAAAUUCUAACCUUGAAUUCAGAGAUCUGAGCUACUCUACGACCUACACAGUGAAGGUGACUGUUUUUAAUGGAGACUUUGAGAGUGAGCCCAAGACAGACACAGUUCACACUCAGUAUAAUGACAAAGCUGUGAUUGGGUUUCUCAUCUUCCUCAUCAUCCUCACAUCUGUGGCUCUGCUUUUGGUCGUCUACAAGAUCUACAUUUUGAAGCGCAGGACGUCCCAUGACCUGACUGAAAGCAUGAUGCUUAUUUCACCAAAUGACGAGGACAAUCUGAUGCCUGUUGAGCCUAUUGUAGCAGAAGUCCUGCUGGAAACCUACAAGAGGAAGCUCGCUGAUGAGGGAAGACUGUUCCUGGCUGAGUUUCAGAGCAUCCCAAGAAUUUUCUCGAGGUACACAGUGAAAGAGGCCAAAAAACCCUGCAACGUCCCCAAGAACCGCUACGUGGACAUCCUGCCCUAUGAUUAUAACCGUGUCCAGCUGACCUCAGGAAAUGGCGAGGCAGGAUGUGACUACAUCAACGCCAGCUUCAUUGAUGGAUAUAAGGAAGCCAAGAAGUACAUUGCUGCUCAAGGUCCAAAGGAUGAGACUGUGAGUGACUUCUGGAGGAUGGUCUGGGAGCAGCAGUCGUCUAUUAUCGUCAUGGUAACUCGCUGUGAAGAGGGAAACAGGGUCAAGUGUGCGCAGUACUGGCCGUCUCCUGAGAGAGAGACUGAGAUCUUUGAGGAGUUUAUAGUGAAGCUGAACUCAGAGGACCACUGUCCGGAUUAUACCAUCCGCCAUCUCAGCCUAACUAAUAAGAGGGAGAAGAACUCAGAGAGGGAGGUGACCCACAUCCAGUUCAUGAGCUGGCCAGACCACGGUGUCCCAGGGGAGCCACACCUCCUCCUGAAACUGAGGCGGCGUGUUAAUGCUUUCAAGAAUUUCUUCAGUGGCCCAAUCGUGGUCCACUGCAGUGCUGGAGUGGGAAGGACAGGCACCUACAUUGGCAUUGAUGCCAUGAUGGAGGGUCUGGAGGCAGAGGGCAGAGUGGACAUUUAUGGUUACGUGGUCAGACUCCGCAGACAGAGAUGUCUCAUGGUUCAAGUAGAGGCCCAGUACAUCCUGAUUCACCAGGCUCUGCUGGAGCACAACCAGUUUGGAGAGACUGAGAUCACUCUGUCUGAGCUCCACAGCACAAUGAACACACUCAAACAGAAAAACUCAGACAAUGAACCCACCCUAAUGGAGGAGGAGUAUGAGCGACUCCCCGUCUAUAAAAACUGGAGGACAUUCAACACAGGGAUCACAGAGGAAAACAAGAAGAAGAAUCGCACUUCAUCUGUCAUCCCAUAUGACUACAACCGAGUGUUGCUGAAGAUAGAUGAAGGACGCAGUCAUGAAAGUGACCCUGAUGAAGAUGAGGAGGAAGAGUCAUCAGAUGAAGAGGAUGAAGAAUCUACUAAAUACAUCAAUGCCUCCCACUUAGAUGGCUACUGGGGCCCACGUGCCUUCAUCGCAGCACAGACUCCUCUGCCAGACACAAUGGCCGACUUCUGGUUGAUGCUUUACCAGAAGAAAGUGUCCACUAUCGUCAUGCUCUCAGACAUCAGCGAGGGGGAUACGGAGUCUGACUCUGUUUACUGGGAUAAAGACAAGAAGAUAUUUGGAGACUUAGAGGUGGAGGUUGCAAGCACAGACAUCACUCCAACUUUUAUCACCCGCAACUUGCUGGUCCGUCACGUCAAGAGGAAAGACAGUCGGUCGGUGAAACAGUUCCAGUUCCUGAAGUGGGGGAACAAAGAGCUGCCAGAGAACCCUCAAGAUCUCACAGACAUGAUCAAGGAGCUCAAGAACAGCUGUGGCAGCAAACCACAGAACAUGGUGGUCCACUGCAAUGAUGGCUCGUCCCGUACAGGGAUUUUCUGUGCUCUGUGCACCCUGCUGGACAGUGCAAAGACUGAGAAGUUGGUAGAUGUUUUCCAGGUGGUCAAAACCUUACGCAAGGAGAGACAGGAAAUGGUCUCCAGCCUGGAGCAGUACCAGUUCCUGUAUGACGCCCUGGAGGGGGUCUUCCCUGUCCAGAAUGGGGAAGUGAAAGCAGUACAGGCCUCUGCAGCUGACUCCGUCCAGAUUGUCAAUGAAACCAAAGCAGCGGAGCAGCCAGCUGAGGAAAAAGCUGAGCAGCCAGCCAGCGCUGCCAGCACUACCAGCAAUGACCAGCAGGCGCCGGCAGAGAGCACCCCUCUGGUGGCCGAUGCAGGGAAGGAAGACAAAAAAGAGGGGUCUGACAAAGAGUCCAGCACUCCCACAGAGACCUCACCACUGGAGGACACCAGCAACGGUCCCACUGUCACCGUGGAGGUCUGAGAGUGGUGGCAGGUGCAUAGCUGUUUUACUUUAGGAAAUAAGCGCUUUGAAUGCUUUCUUUUGAUUUCUUUGUGAAUGUAUAAACAUUGUAAAGCUUUUGGUGGUUCUGUAUGAGACUUGUUAAUGAAUUCGAUCAAAUAUUUUCAUGUCAAUUUCCAAAAACAAGUUAAGACUAAGUUAUAAAUAUGGUAAAAUGUAAGGGUGCAAAUAAUAAUCUGUGUGAGCAAAGUUUACUAGAACUGCUGUUAUCAAACUAGGGGCCUUGAAUUCACUGUAUAUUAAGAUAUAUCUAAGAACUAAAUUUUAAAUAUACAGUACAGUAAGUAAGUUGUUUUAUAUCCUAGUACAAGUGCAUGUUGAAUUUGAGUUUGCUUAUGUUUUUUUUUUUUUUUUGCUAAAUAAACAGAUGUUAUAGUCUCCUUUUAUAAAUAUAUAUAUAUAUUUGAUAUACCUGAAUAAUUUAGUCAUUAAGUACAAAAUUUGUCAUGUGAUACUGUCAUUUCAUUAAAAGAGACUUACAAUAAGA